UCCUAAAGUUUGAGUCAGCUGACUCAUCAAACUUUCCCCCUUUUGCUUCAGUCCCUCCGACGGAUAGAUGAGGGCACAUUCGCUGUGGAAAACGUUCUUUUUUUUUUACACGGAAUCUGCUUAUUUUUGAAGAAUUUUAAAUUGAAAUGUUUUACAGACAGUUACUGUAGCUGACAAGGCGCUUGGCAUUUAUAAGUAGAUUCCAGGUUGGUCCUCUGUUGCUUAAUACGGAACAUAUUUCAUCAUGGGUGACUGGAGCGCUCUGGGGAAACUUCUUGACAAGGUCCAGGCAUACUCCACAGCUGGAGGCAAAGUCUGGCUCUUUGUCCUCUUCAUCUUCCGAAUUCUGGUGUUGGGGACAGCGGUGGAGUCGGCAUGGGGAGACGAGCAGUCAGCGUUCAGAUGUAACACGGAGCAGCCUGGUUGUGAGAACGUGUGCUACGACAAGUCGUUCCCCAUCUCCCAUGUGCGUUUCUGGGUUCUCCAGAUCAUAUUUGUGUCCAUGCCGACCCUCCUGUUCCUCAGCCAUGUUAUGUUCCUCGUACACAAGGAGGAGAAGUUGAACAAAAAAGAGGAGAAACUUAGAGACAUCCAGAGUAAAGGUGGAGAUGUUGAUGUUCUUCUACAGAAGAUCGAAAUUAGGAAGUUCAAGUACGGAUUGGAAGAUCAUGGGAAGAUCAAGAUGAGAGGCGGGAUAUUUUACACAUAUAUAGUGAGCAUUUUGUUGAAAUCUGUAUUUGAAGUUGGUUUCCUGUUGAUACAGUGGCAUCUUUAUGGAUUCAAGCUGUCUGCCAUUUAUACGUGUCAAAGAUUCCCUUGUCCCCAUAAAGUGGACUGCUUCCUGUCUCGUCCUACAGAGAAGACCGUUUUUAUCAUCUUCAUGCUGGUCGUGUCACUGGUUUCUAUAGCGCUCAACGUCUUUGAGUUUUUUUAUGUGAUUUUCAAGAGAAUGAAAGACCAAAUCAUGGGGUCUGAGAAAAACUUUGACAGUGUUUGUAAUAUCAAGCCUUGUCCUAAAAACCUGUCCAGCUACGCCUAUUACAACGACUGUUCGGCCCCUGUCCCUAAUCUCAGGUACAAUCUAGAUACAGGUGAUAAAUCCAACUCUUCUGACAAUUAUGACAAGCAAGCCAAUGAGCAGAACUGGACUAAUUAUAGCACAGAACAGAACCAGCUGGGUCAGAGGAACUAUUGCCACACGCAGCGCUUUCCAUAUCCUGAGAAAGUGACUCUGGGGAAAGAUCUGCUGCUGCUCAAGGAGCUUGGACCUCGAACCAGUAGUCAAGCGAGCAGUCGGGCUAGGCCUGAUGAUCUCGACAUCUAGUGGAGAUCUCAAUAAAAGGCCUUUUAGACAAUCUUUCGAUCUCUGUUUCAAGUAGUGAACGUUUAAAAAACUGUGAAGAGGACACAGUUCUGUCACUGACAUCCAAAGUAUGAAGUUUCAGUAUGUAUACUUAUUUUUUGAUAAUUUAUUGUAUUCAUAUUUGCAAUAGUAGCUCAUGGCAAACUGUUGUUUUUUUAAGGAAACAAAAGUAUUUAUGAUUGUGAAAAUACUACAGUUUUAUAUGGGUGGAUCUAACAAAACCUGUCAAGAACAUGUCCUGGUCAUAGUUCAUGCCAAAAUCAAAAUAAGAAAUUAUAUUAUGAUUAAAGUUAAUUAAGAUUUUAUGCAAAUUUAGAUUUUGUGCAUUGUAACAUUAUUUUCAUGACAAUUAUUAUACAUGAAUUAACUGUCAUGUAGUAAAUAAUGUAAUAAAUAAUUAUGUAUUUAUUACUGUAAUAAAUCAUGAUGUCUUAUUUAUAUUGUAAAGUAUUUUUUCAUCAUGGUAUUAUUUGCUGUACUGCCUUAAAUUUUUGCUAAAUUAAAUAAACAAUGUUUUAAAGCAUUUUUUAAUGUAAUAUGGUAUAAAAUUACUGUAUAAAUGAGAAUCAUCAUUGAGAUUGAGAAUAAUGUAUAUAUAUAUAUAUAUAUAUAUAUACAUAGAUAUAAAACUCUCAAAAAUAAAACAUCUGAACUUAUUAUGGUAAUGAGAAUCUGGGAAAAUAUGAUUAAUUGUCAUGACGAUAAUGUCAAUAAUGUUUAGGGACAAUUGUUCUAAUGCAUUUCUUUGUAUUAUUUACAGCAUUUUGUUUAACAGCAUAAUACAGUGUAAUACAGUAUAAAAUAAUAGAAAUGGGAAUUUUGUAUAUAUAGACAUAUUAUAAUCCCUCAAAAUUACAACAUCUGUUGGGCCUGGGUAUCUCAGUGAGUACUGACGCUGACUACCACCCCUGGAGUUGUGAGUCGAAGCCAGAGUCUGCUGAGUGACUCCAGCAAUGUCUCCUAAUCAACCAAAUUGACCUGGUUGCUAGGGAGGGUAGAGUAACAUUUGUUAACCUCCUUGUGGUCACUAUAAUAUGUGGUUCUCACUCUCGGUAGGGCACGUGGCAAGUUGUGCGUGCAUGCCGCAGAGAAAAGCGUGAGCCUCCACAUGCAUUACGUCUCCGUGAUAUUACGCUCAACAAGCCAAGUGAUAAAAUGCAAGGAUUGAUGGUCUCAGACCCAGAGGCAACUGAGAUUCGUUCUCUACCACCCGGAUUACUAUGCCACCACGGGAAUUAGAGCGCAUUGGGAAUUGCGCAUUCCAAAUUGGAGGAAAAAAAAUAAAAAAUGGCAACAUCUGGAAAAAUUAUGAAAAUGAGAAUUUUUUAAAAAUUGUCACAAUUAUUUUUCAGAUUUUUUUUUAUUUUUUUUUUACAGCAUUUUGUUUAAACAUUUUUUUUUUUUUUAG
Molecule: messenger RNA, 2771 nt
Organism: Xyrauchen texanus (razorback sucker)
Lineage: Eukaryota; Metazoa; Chordata; Actinopteri; Cypriniformes; Catostomidae
Gene: gja1a
Product: gap junction protein alpha 1a
Exons: 2
Coding region: 245-1324 (359 amino acids)
Biological process (GO): cell communication
Cellular component (GO): connexin complex
Source: RefSeq, a predicted model, not a curated record